GCACGACUCGGGUCGGCUCAGCACGGCUUGGCUCGGCUCGGGUCGACGCUGGGCUCCCUCCUGGCAAAGGGGAAGCAAGGGACCUGCCCCUGACCGAGUUCCCCCUCGAGCCCUUGCCCAAGCCGCCGCCGUUCCCCGCGGUGCUGACCCCACCUCGUGCCACGGGGCCGGUCCCGGCACGUCGGAGGGCACCGAGAGCCGGAGCGUGCAGCGGGUCCGGUGCCCAGUGAGCGUGAACCCGGUCGGGGAUCUCCGCCCACCCUGGGCCGGCUCAGCCCCCGGCCGCUCGCUUCCAUUUCCUGCUCCGCUUCUCGUUCUCGCUGCCCGCAGCCGGUGCCCAUGGCCCGUCCCGACUCCGCGGCCCCGCUCCCGUCCGGGCAGCUCCGCAUCGUCCCGCAGCAGCCCUCGGGUGUGGGUGCCCAGAAGAGCUUUCAGCUGCAUCAGCCCCAGAGGAAGCUGUGGGUGACAGCAGGGGAUACACUCACCCUGACCUGCACCGUGUCUGGAUAUGGUCCCAUUGGUCCUGUGAAGUGGCUGAAGGGCUGGGGCCGUGAGAACGAGACCAUCUAUGACCAGACGGGCACGUUCCCCCGUGUGAUGCGGGCAGCGACUGGGUCCGACACAGACUUCACCAUCCACAUCAGGGACGUUCGCCCCGAGGAUGCUGGUACCUAUUACUGUGUGAAGUUCAACAAGUCUGUGCAUGAUGUUUCGGUGUUUCAGCGUGGAAAGGGCACCGAGGUGUCCCUGAGUGGAGGAAGUUCAGAGGCCAGGCAGAGAGCCAGGACCCAGCCAGGCCAGUGGCUGGAGGCAGCUUCUUGCCCAUCCCUCUGCGGUGCUGUGCAGGGACCCCCAGCUCCCCCAGCCAAGCCUUGGACCCAGAGACCUCCCAUCUGGCCAGCCAGCAAAGGAGCAAGGAGGACAAUGACAUCCACUACGCUGAUCUCCAGCCCCUGCCCGCAGCCCCACAGCACAGCAGGAGCCCCGGCACAGCCUGCUCUGAGUACGCCAGCAUCAGGGUCCCUGCCAAGUGAUGUUUGGCACCAGAGGCUGCAUAAAGCCCAUUCUGGGGGAGGAAGCUGGGAUGUUUCUGCAGGGCUCAAUAAAGGAGAAGUGGAUCUGUUUGUGUGGCACAUCCCGUCCAGGCCUGCACCCUGGGCUCGGAGCUGCCAAAGCUUCCCUAAUUCAUUCCCACCUCGGCAGCUGGGCUGGGCUCAGCAGCAGCUCUGCCAGGACCCAGUAGACAUCUCAAGCACAGGAUGAGGCCAUGAGGCUGAGCACCUCUGCCUUGUGCAGGCUGUGGGGUGCUGAGCCAGGACUGUUCCCACCAGCAAGGGCUGUCGAUGGCACUUCCCCAGCUC
Molecule: messenger RNA, 1361 nt
Organism: Melopsittacus undulatus (budgerigar)
Lineage: Eukaryota; Metazoa; Chordata; Aves; Psittaciformes; Psittaculidae
Product: signal-regulatory protein beta-1-like
Exons: 5
Coding region: 340-1263 (307 amino acids)
Cellular component (GO): plasma membrane
Source: RefSeq, a predicted model, not a curated record